AGAGACCUUUACAUAUAUUCAAAAGAGGAUGCUUUACUUUAUUUUUCAAUGCAAUACUACAAAUCAUUUAAAUUUACCCAAAAUAAAAUUUAAAUACUUAACAUUAUCCGAAUUGUAAUAUCUAAUGUGUAGGAUUCGCAAAAUAUUAUUCCUAACCGAGUUAUCUCAAAAUCAUAUUUAAACCUACGUACUCGGCCUGGCCUGGUUUAUAGACUAGAUUUAUUGGGCGAUCCCUUCUUUCUGAGCAAUCGCCGUUCUCGCUAGUUUGUCCGUGGAAAGUUGCAAUUUUGCCCUACAUUUCCACCUUUUGCUGGCAAUAUUUAUAACAUUGGAUUUUCGGCACUGGAUUUUCGAGCAUUACGACCGAUUUUUACUGAGAAGAGCAAUAUAUAAACUCGUCAAAAUGUUGAAUUUGAAGCCUCUCUCCGCUUUUGCUAUCUGCUCGAUUGCGGUCUCCCUUCUCCACUUCUCCAGUGCACAAACACAGACGAUGGUGAAUGCCCAGCUUCCGGAACCCAAUGUAGAAGUGGGAAGCGAUGCCCUUUUCUACUGUACGGGGGAUCAUUCUACAACAGCGUGGUACAGAGGGGAUGAGAAGCUUGGACCUGAGGGGCACUUCACGGUGGUGACCGUCCAGUCCGGACCACUCACGUACUCCAACAUGACCAUAUUUGAUGUUGUCAAGAAUGAUUCUGGCAUAUACAGCUGUAAAGAUGACCAAGGAGCCUCCUAUGACGUCACUCUUACCGUAUAUGAAGUGAGGGAUGUUGUUGUCAGUCCCGCUGAGCCCGAGUUUGUAGAGGAUGCCAACCUGCUCUUGAAUUGCACCGUUGACGGUACCACAGACCAGACCGUUUCGUGGAGCGUUGAUAAGGAUGGUACCCCAGAGACCUUAACAGGUGGUGACGACACCAGUCAUGUCCAAGUCUUCAAUAAUGGCUCUCUGAUCAUCCGUGGUCUCACCCCAGAAGAUGCCGGAGUCUACACCUGUACGCACACAUUUGACGAGGCUUCGAAGUCUGCUUCAGUCAAUGUCGGAGGUGCUAUCACCCUCACGGCCGAGAAGUCUGUCAAGUACACAGAAGGUGACCGCGCCCUGAUAGAGUGUGAAGCCCACGUCAUCACUGCUGCUCUCCUGCCCUCCAUCUCCUGGAAGGUGAACGGAGUAGACCUUGCAGAGGCUUGCCCCGAGCGUUGUACCCUGAAGAACACCACCACAACCCACACCAUUACCAGCAAGUUAGAAAUUGUCAGCAUUAUCAAAGAGGAUAGAAAGAACUACACCUGCACCGCGACCAAUGCAGCUAACCCUGAGGGUGUGUCCAAAGACAUUCUUCUCAGAGUCAGAGAUCGUCUUGCCGCUCUGUGGCCUUUCCUUGGAAUUGUGACAGAGGUUGUCAUCCUGAUCAUCAUCAUACUCAUCCACGAGAAGUGCAGCAAGGGAGAGGACUAUGGCGAAGACGACGAAGAUGAUGAUGAGCCCAAGAAAGAGAAGAAACAAAUCAACGAUGGAGACAGUGACAUAAGGAUGCGAUCAUCCAAAGAAUGACAGAAUGUUCCGCAGCGAAGGACCGCCUGGGCGGAAACGGAACCGAGCCCUCAGUAGCCAUUUAAACCUGUGACCUUCCAAUCAGAUUAUAACAAGCCAUUCUUUAACAUCAUCAAUCGAACAAUGUCAUUUCACCUCAAUUUAUUCUCCCCCUCAUAAUGAAAACAGUGUAACCUUUAUUCUAUAUUUUACAUCCUUAAAUCAUAGUCCAUUCUCUUUCUAUUAGGUAACUUAUUUUUAUUACAUUAAUUUUCUACUAAGUGUAUUAAUCUUUGUUUAACAAAAUGCUGUCCGAAUGAUGUUUGAAGGAGUUUUGACAUUUCAGAGGACAAAUCAAUUCUAUUUCAGUUUAUUUUUUAUAUGCUUAAAAUAGAUGCAAAUUACUGUUUGAGUUUGUGUUUACGUUUAAAUUCCUAACAUUUUGUCUACAUUUUACUUGACAUGUAAUUUUAUUUUACUGGUGCUUUUACCAUUGUGGAUUUUUUGUUGUUGGCAGUUUUCCACUAUCAGUUUUUGGUUUGUGAUUUUAAUAAGCCUUUGGUAUUCUGUAGCAAUGUUUGUCAACUGUUGGAUGGGUAGAAAACAAGAUCAUCUUUGUCUGCAUUACCUCUCUCCACCAAGGGUUGGCCACGUUGUUACCGGAUAACUACGUCUAUCGUUACGGAGUUUCGAUUCAGUCAUCAAGAAGACAAUAUCGCUGAUCGCCUCUUUUCCCUGAAAUGAAGUCAGUUCCCAUGAUCAAUGAACUGCAGUUGGCAAUGCGUUACCGUGAUGAUUGUGACAUGAAUGAAAUCUCAAACCCAUUGCCUCCUGGAACCAGGUGAUUCUUGUACAGAGUCUAUUUGGAAUUAAAGAUUUCAGUAGUCAACAGGUUAACUUGUGUGUAAAAACAUUGUAACACAGUGACACUGAUGACAACAUAAAAUUGAAGACUCCGUUAUCUUUAAUGACAGCAAUGAACUUUAAGUUGAAUUCUUAAAGACCUUUCAUUUUGGUUGUGUUUUUCUUUAAUUCAGACCAUAUAAAGUUCCCUAUCAGAAAGAAAACCAAACUAUUAGUUUGUUUAUGUGUGAAAUGAACAGACCACAUUUCUUUUAAACAGUAAUUAUUUUUCUUGAUAUUUUGUCAAGAUAAUUGGAAAUGAACACUGAGGGCUUGACUAGUUCCCGAGGGUAGUUCCCGAUUGCAGCAUGCGUAGAGUCAAACCAGUGUAGUAGGGCCAUCCAAGGGAAAUAGAAAAAAAGCGGCCACAGGAGACAGGUUCUAUGACAAAUGUUCCUUUCAAAUGGGAGACAAUUUAGAUGAUCAUUGAAGACAGGUUUCACUAUAGACAUGUGGUUGCUUUAUAGACAGUUUUGAUUGUGUUUCAGUCUGAGAUGUCUGAGAGGCGGGACUAGACGCAGAUGUGGUAUACAAGGAACCUUUCCGAAAAACUGAGACUUCUUUUUCCUGCAGGAAACUGGCAGGGAGCUUUUCAUUACAAAUCAACACAGUCACCACUCACCAUAGAAAAAAAAACAAUGGGGACUGCAGAAAAGAUACAAUAAAAAGAUGCAUUAAGGGGUGUGUCCAUAGCAGCCUUCUGUCUAUAAAGGCCACAUUUUUGUGUUUCUCCUGUCUGGUCACUCUAGAUGGGAUUUCACUCGAGAUUGAAAGCUGCAUGCUACAAUUGUGAACUACCCCUAACUUUAACCUUCCGAUGCAAGCGGCCUGGAACAUAAAGCCUAGCGAUUGAUCAUGGGGAUGAUAUUUAAAACUGAUCAUACAUAGUUAUCAAUGUAGUUGAUCAUAGAGAUCAAUCCCAUAUUCAAUUGUAAGUUUUUGUGUAACAGGGUCAAGGUGUAGGUGAAGGAUUAUAGUAUUUAAACAAAAACAACACCAUCCAUGGGUCUAUUGAUUGUAAGUACCUCACUGUGGUCCAUUUUUUGUUUGUUUGGUUUUAUGAUAAAGGGCAUUUGCAGGUACAUGUGUACAAGUAAGAUCCAAAACCAAUUAUUGUUUCAUAAGUGGUGCAAUGAGCAGAAAUAUAUGUUUAGUGUUUUAGAAAAGCUCUUUAGAUGUUUUUUUUAUUUUUUAUUUUUGUUGGUGGAUGAAGAGUUUGAAUAGGAAAAGAAAAUCAGAGCAAUACACUUGUUAUGUUAAGUGAUUUUACAUGUUACGCUGUAUUUUGUAUGAUAAGGGUAUGCAUAAAUUACCCAUGCCUCAUUUAUACUAGAAAAAAAAAAGAAUGGUGAAGGAUAUACUGUACAUGUGUGUUUUGUUCAUUUUAAUGUCUUGAAAGUAUCGAGACUCUUGAAAUAACGUUAUCUUCUUUAUCAAAUAUUUGAUCUAUAUGAAUUUUUAGUACAACACAUCAGGAUUUGUUGGUCACUAAAAAAUGCACAAACAUAGUGAUGAGAAUGUAGAAUAUUGAUUUUUUGUUUAGUAAAUGUCGCUUGAUGUGGUUUUCCCCCACUUCAAUCUAUUAGUCUGCAGGCACAGACUCUUGAUUUUCACAUAGUGCAUGAUGCCGAGUCUGAAGUACGAGACUAGAGUCUCUCAUGUACACUGUACUGUGACUCCUAUCACAAGCCGGUAUUCUCAAAAGAGGUUUUAGUUGUACCAUGUUAGGAAAUGUUGGACUAUGCAGAAUUCUUGACAUAACGUGCUCCAUUCUAGCAUGAAUGUAGCGCCUUUUGACUGAAGCGCGCAUUUAUAAUUAUAAUUGUACUUUUCUAGCGUACGCGAUGAAAUAAGUUAUAAGUUUUAGCCCAUGGUUUUGUACCAUGGUAAUUGAAACUACCUCUGUGCAUACUGGCCAUAAGGUUUAGAGUCUAGUCUCCACCCCAGACUUGGUAUUAUUUGUUCAAGUCUCAUAUUUGAGUCUGUGCUUUCAGACUACCAGUUUGCUCUCUGUUUGUAUCUCUCUUGUCUCUGUUGAUGAGUAAUUAUUUUUUUCCUUCGUUUGAGAGGAACCGGUCCGUUAUAUUACAAAUUUUUAAUCUAGAGAGAUUAUUUCGUUUCUAUGGCAUUAUUUUAUUGAAAGUGUACAUAAUUGUUAAGUUGUAUUGUCCGGGUAUACUAAACUGCAGUGUUGCGUAACUUGAGCGAAUGCGGAACACCUCAUUCUGUAUACGUCUUAUGCCUUAUUUGCAUUUGCUACCAUAAGAUGGAUUAGCCUAUGAUAUUUGAUGGCAUCGUAGGUGUCUACAGGCUAGGAUUUUUGUUUUUACAUUAUUUAUGAUUAUCGUACGGUGUCAUUCUUUAGGCAUCGUUGAGGGUCAAAGGCAAAGCCAUCCAACGCCCCUGCACUGAUAGUACGAUUAUUGUGUAACUUUGUGCUAUAGAAAAUUGUUGAUCCUACAAUGAUCGUAAAUCUGUAUGAAAAUCAUAUGCAAACCUUAGGAGCUUGUACAAAUUAGUGUCCACCCCCAGGGGGGGGGGGCACUCUUAUAUAUUGGUGGUACAGGGACGUUCGACUUUGAUGACCCCCUUUUUCAGUUCUCUAGAUACUCCGAUUGACAAAAAUUCCAUUCAAAAGCUGCCCCGCUCGCAAGACCCUGUUAGGAAACAUCUCAGUUCCCUAGCCCUGCCAAAAUUGUCCAGAGUGAGCACCGCAUGCGAGAGCUGCCCGCAUGGCUUCACAACUCCCUCCGCUAGCAGCUCCACGCACCGCCAGCGCCCACUGUACCGCAAUCCCGUUCCGUAGACCCUGUAUUUCACACCGCCCGGUAUAUAUUUAGGUCCCAAGACCCUGUAUUUUACCACUGUGGUCAGUUCCUUAGACCCCCAUUUCAGGUUUUCGUUAGGCACACCCCCAUCAAAAUAUGAUUUGAGUGCCCCCCCCCCCCGGGUCCUCCCUAUGAUGAUGGUAUACCAGAUGUUAAUAAGGCAUUUUUAAUGUUUAUCUGUUUUUCUGAGCUGUCAAGCAGAAAGAUUGAAAGAAACAAGAAACAUCUCAUUUGGGAAAGGUUUUCUUCUAGCUUCUACUUACAUGUAUUUUCAUUAUAAUAUUACUGCACGGUGAUUGCCAAUUUCCACCAAGUUAUUGCAUUAUUGGUGUUUUUUUUUUAUUUCUUAAUUUGUAUUUACUGCCGUAACUUUGCAUGUUGGAAUAAGCAAUCAGAAGAUUCGUUGACUAAUUUGUUUUUAAAGCUCCAGUAGUUUAGUAAGUGGUUUGUGUACAAUUUUUUUUACCCAGGUAUGCAUUAUGUAUGUAUGUUUGUGUGUAUCUGUGUGGGUGGGUGGUUUUAUGUGCUUUAUGAGGAUGUGAGUUUUGUUGCUGCUGGACGUUUUUUUUUCUCCUUCAUCAAAGCAUUUCUUGCUGAUUACGAGAAAAUAUAUAUUGGUUGCGUGUAUUGUCAAGAAUAUAUUGUUAUAUUAACUAAUCUUUUUCUUACUGUAUCCUCAGUAGGUUAUGAAUAAUGGUUGAAAAUUAUCUAUAUAUAUAUAUAUAUAUCAUGUAUUAUGAUGACCAGCACUUGAUUCAUGUAUAACUUAUGAACUUGUGGAGACAUUGCCUAUUAUUAACUAAUUAUUGGUGUGUGGAAAUUUUAUUAGUCUUCGUGCACAUCACAUAGAUUUGUUAUAGUUAUUUUUUCCAACUUUUAUAUUUCAUAGGAAUUUAUGCUGACCCAUCAUUUUGUAACUUUUUUUUCUAUUAUAAGAUGUCUUGUUUGUAUGAGAAUAUUGUAACUAUAAAUAGUUUUUGCUCUAAUACAAUCUAUUUCUUCUAUGGAAGUUAUCCUGUAUUUGCCAAUUUCAUUUUUUUUUCUAACUUCAGUUCUACAUUUUAUAUUCAAAGCUUUGAUUUCCCACCUUUUUUCUAAGAAAUAGUGAAGAAUGAUGAAAUUGAGAUUUUGAACAUUAUAGAUUUGGAGGUUGGGAUAAUCAUUUGAAAGAUCUACCUUUAAAAAAUGAUGGCAUUAAGAUGGACAAAGUGCUAGAAUUGUUUGGGGAGAGGGUGUGAUCAAUUUAUAACAUUUUUUCUGUACCUUUAAUAAACAUAAAAUAUUUCAAUGACUUUUCCAUAAAGAUGGUCUUUUGACUUUGAGUCCAAAGGAAUAUCAGAUCAACUGAAGAACUUUUGUGUCAAAUAUUAUUUCUCUCAGAAAUUGAAUAGAUUAAAAAAAAAAUCCCUCUAUAAGACUUCUUAGUCAAUAAUUAAAAAUCAAUACUUCCAUGUAUUACCGUGAUUCUCUGUUGAUAUGUGCUCAAGUAAGUAUCGCACAUGCGCACUUUUAUAGUCUUAUGUAUGAGUGAGAUAUUGGAAAAUGAACAAGGAAAUUUAUUAAUUAGAUAGAACUCUUUAAUAUUUGUCUCAUGGACAUCUAUAAAUUGAUUAGAGAUAAUGAUUAUGCAUUUACAAACUCCUUCGUAGUUGGUUUCAAUAUUAACAUAAAUGAGAAGUAGACACUAUAAAAAUGUAUGCAUUGUAGAUAAGUUAGGCGUAGGAUACAUCUGGGCUGGCAGGGUUUCACCAAUGCGUUUCAGUAGGUGGUCUGUGCAGGAUACAGCAUAGGAAUUGAAAGGAACCAUUCAAACUUAUAUUCAGUGAAAGUAACCCCUUUUGUUGGAUUCAGUUUAAUCAGAUGGAGGACAUAUCUUGCCCUGAAUUGAGUUGAUCAUUCAGAACUCUACAGAUGAGAAAAGGAUUAGGAAUAAAGUUAGGAAUUAGAUAGUGUGAUUACUAUGUGAUAUCGCUCUGAGACUAGGGAGUUGUGAAGGGUCUGAAUUAUUGUAGCUGUAGACUACACAUACUGUAUCUCAAAUCUGGCUCUAUGUUUGAGCUGUUAUAGGUUACAGUUGUUGUUAAAACCAUAAGGUUUAACACUUGAGCAAGGUAAACAGUUCUCCACAGAUCAUAUUUCCGGUCGUUGUUCAGUGUUCAUGUCACGUAUCAACAUCUGAAUUUUAGCUAUACGCAGAGUUUGCCGAGUUUAUUUAGAAAAAUUAUAAUUAUUACUGCUCAAAAGGUCACAUUUGUUGAGACUUUAUAUAUAUAUAUAUAUAUAUAUAUAUAUAUAUAUCUCAGCAAAUUCUGUGGUGUUAUAACCAGUGUACUUAAGUACCAUGUCAGUCAUUUUACUUUGGUUUUAAAUUUACAGUGUUAGUUCAACACCCAUGAGUGUUUUUACAACACCUUUGGUUGUUACUUUGACACUUUUGGUGUUAUGUUCAAGCUCUAAGGUGUAUUCUAACACUUCAGGGUGUGGUCCUCUGGGGCCACCAAUGGGUGUCAGUUUGAACACCUCAGUUUGAAUAUGAAUGUGCAACCUCUUCAGGGAAGCACUUUACAUAUCACCUCCCAAUAAACAUAUUUCAUUUUCUUAUUUUAAGAAUGAUAUGAAUGAAUUUUGAAAUAGAAUGAAAGUGAUUGAUUUCCACUUAGAAUCGAAUGAAUUUGUUAGUAUGUCUUUUGAAAAAUAUUGAAAUAUUUCAACUUUUAGGUGAUGUCUCUCCUAUCUUGCUUUGAAUGUGUGACUUUAAGGUUAUAUAAAUGUGACUGUAUGGUUGUUCAAUUAAAGACUUGGGUGUGUAAUUAUUGGAAACGAACAAUA
Messenger RNA from Lytechinus pictus (painted urchin), 8088 nucleotides. Its product is annotated as basigin-like. Gene Ontology annotation, molecular function: cell-cell adhesion mediator activity. The transcript is spliced from 6 exons. The record is from RefSeq and is a predicted model, not a curated record. Gene Ontology annotation, biological process: homophilic cell-cell adhesion; dendrite self-avoidance; axon guidance. The coding region runs from base 404 to 1549 and encodes 381 amino acids. Gene Ontology annotation, cellular component: axon; plasma membrane. NCBI's taxonomy places the organism in Eukaryota, Metazoa, Echinodermata, Echinoidea, Temnopleuroida, Toxopneustidae.